UAAUGCAUGAGUAGAUUGGACGAGGAUACAGUUCUAAGGUGUAUAAAGGGAAGGAUGAGAACACAGGUGAAGUUGUUGCUGUAAAAGUAAUUGAUGUGAAAGCAAUCAGCAAUGAAAUUGAGAGAUAGUUGAUCAAUUAAGAGAUUAAUGCACUUAAAUUAAUAUAGUCAGUCAAUGUUAUCAAAUUGCAUGAUUAUUAUCACACUAACAAUAAUACAUACAUAAUCACUGAAUAUUGUAAUUAAGGAGAUUUAGGCAAACUAAUUUAAUAGUAGGGUAUAAUACCUGAAGUUGAGGCUUUUAAAAUAUUGAGACAUAUAAUCAAUGGAUUCAAAGAGUAAAUUAGGAAAGGUGUCAUUCAUAGAGAUAUCAAACCAACAAAUAUCUUAAUAAAGAAUUCAGUUCCAAAAUUAGCUGAUUAUGGUUUCUCUAAAAUGAUUAAAGCUCCAAAAGAGAAAGUAUUUUAUAAGGUUGGUACUCCUAUUUAUAUGAGUCCUGAAAGUUAUUUAGAGAAUAAAUAUUCUGAGAAGAGUGAUAUUUGGAGUAUUGGAGUUGUAUAUUAUUAAAUGCUUUAUGGUUAAUGUCCAUGGGUUAUUAAUUCGGAGAGUGAAUUUUAAGAAUCUGUAUCAUAAUUGCAUUUUAAUCGAAAUGUACCCAUAUCAGAAGAGUCAAAAGAUUUCUUAAGGAGAGCUUUAUAGGUUGAUGAAAAUUAAAGGUUGUCUCUAAGUGAUAUUGAUCAACAUCCACUCUUCUUGCGUCGUAAUACUACUGCUUUGAAUAAAAUGAGAGGAGCUUUAGUCAGUAAUUCAUUUAAUAAAUCAAUUACAAAUAUGAAUGUUGUUAGAGUUAAUCAAACUCAAUAAUGUACAAGAAGUGGCUCUACUUCACAUAAGCAUUAAAAAUCUAAUCAAAUUAAAGAGAAGAUAGGAACUAUUAUUUAACAUACAUAUUAAAGCUUUCAUUAUGGUAUGAUUUAGAUUUAUUUUUUACAUAGAAUCUUAAGCUGAAGAGGUUAUUUGUAAUUUCCUUAAUUAAUGUAAAUUUAUCUAUCGUACUUGUCAAUUAAUUGAUCAUGUAAAAUAUUUACAAUCUCCAAGAUUGAGAGAGAGGAUUAUGGGAUAUUUUGGAAAGGAAGUGAUGGACAUUAUGAAUAAAGUAUGUGUAAUAUUUAUUACAAGCUAAAAGAAGCAUAUGAAAAAGGAGUAAAUAAUAUUAAAGUAAUCAAUUUCAAUCAUUAAUUUGUGAUUUCCAUAUUAAAUAAAUAUUCAUUUAGAGAAGUCUAUUUGAAAUAUAAAGAAUAUUAUGGAAUGUCUUUGUUGGGUGAUAUAUCUUCUUUAAAGGAUAUUAUUAGAGAAUUAAAUCAUUAACUUAGAAUAAAUGAAUAAAAUGAAACUGGUAUUUUAUUAUUGGAUUAUCUAACCUAUUAUUAUUAAGUAAUAAUAAAUAAUAAUACUUAAUAAUUUUUGGAUGGUAAACCAAUCAAUGAAAUUACACCUAGUCAUUAUUAAGAAAUUAGAGUGAAAAUAUAUAAUUUAGAAAUAUGA
Molecule: messenger RNA, 1544 nt
Organism: Paramecium pentaurelia
Lineage: Eukaryota; Ciliophora; Oligohymenophorea; Peniculida; Parameciidae
Source: the annotation of a GenBank genome assembly